Molecule: messenger RNA, 2140 nt
Organism: Amoebophrya sp. A120
Lineage: Eukaryota; Dinophyceae; Syndiniales; Amoebophryaceae
Source: the annotation of a GenBank genome assembly
AUGCACCCCGCCCGUUUAACUUCUGUGCGCGACGUGACACGAACAGUACGGCGACUUACUCUGUAUCAACUGCAAAUCUGUCUGGGUCUGGAAGAUUGGAAGGCUUGUCAUGCAGGUUGUCCAUGACGCGAGCGUGAGGUCUGUCAUACAUGACCCAGCAUGACAGAUUCUGUCCGAUCUCUAUCAUGCCUCGUCUGCAUGAGAGACUCCCUCUUAGCUUGGUCAAAAGUGGACAGCUUUUGGCAAUCACGCAACACACAUUUUUGCACUAUCCAGAAUUAACAUGACAAGUUGCAUUCUUCCAGACCCAGACAUAUUUGCAAUGCAUACUCUGCAGCUGGAACCAACUCCGCCGACCUUUCCGCCGUUCGCUUUCCGUCCCGGGCAGUGGGCGGAUUUCGCGCUGCCGGACCCGAAGAGCCUAUCAAAUGUAAAAAUGUCUGGGUCUGGAAGAGUGUAUGUUUGUCAUGCUUGUCUGGCAUGACUCUCAAAGCUGUCAUGCACGUUACCCAAGAGCGCCACUUUUCUGUCAUGCAGAAACGCAGUUUGUCAUGCAGAAUACAAUAGGCAACACCUAGAAGCUCAGAAACUUGUCAUGCUGAGACAGCACUUGUGGCCUCCUCAUGAUACGCCACCCAGCAUCACAAGUUUCCAGACGCAGACCCAGACACUUUUACAUUUGAUAGCGCCCGAUCGGAGGCUAUUCGUUCGUUUCUGCACCACGGGAGCUGCCAAAAAUAGAAUUUCUCGUGCAGAGGGAGCGACUGGAUGAAAGCAAGAAAACAACGAUGACCUCCUGGAUUCACUCGGAGCAGUGUAAGCCGGGCGUUGUCGUUGGGCUGCGGGCCGGGGGGUCGUGGAUUCUUCCAUGUGGUGGACCAGCUGCAGAUGAAGAUGCAACAAGAAAAACGUCGGUCCGGAAUAAAACGACUACAGCAACAGCUAGUGGGGAUCAACUACCGGAGGUAGAUCCUCAAACAACAGUAUGAAUUGCGAAAGUAUCGUAUUCGUAUAAAUGCAUUAUACAAAUUUCCGCAGCAUGAGAAAUAAAAUUUGUAAAUGCGAAUUGACCUCAAGAAAAAGAUUUGUAAUGCAUGAUUGCAAUACGAGUUCGAUACUUUUGCACAGGAUACACAGACAGUGUCAGCGACGUUUUGUUCGUAGCUGCUGGAAUUGGCGUAACGCCGUUCUUGUCCUGUUUUCGGGAACUCGAGGAACUGCCCCACACUCGUAUGGAUAUGGAACGAGAAAAGGCAUCAACAAAGGCCACCAUACGCUACCACUUUUUCUUCGUGGUGCGUGACGAUGACGACGCAAAAAUCUUCGGCCCCGAAGAUACUUCCGCCCUUCAAGCGUUAAAACGCACCGGAACCCUUGCGAGCUACGAGCUGUUUCAAACCGGGACGGAAAAGCGGAGACCCACGGCUGCGGACAUUUAUUUGGGAACAAGUAGAAAGAGGUUCUUUCAAGAUAAAGCAGAGCAGCGCUCAUCUUGUUCAUCUUCUCUGCGAGUGUUUCUCUGUGGGCCACCGGAAUUCAGCUUGAGCAUAGCAAACCAAUUGAAAAAUGAAUUUGGUGUAACUGAUGUGUUUUAUGAGAAUUGGUGGAAUCCGAAUCAUAUGGUGCACUAGGACGAGAGCAGCUGGAUAAUUCAGCUUUGGCCUCACGCUUGCCUGGUUUUCUCUGCAGCGGAGAAGGUGCUCCUUGGCUUCUACCAGCAUGGUUUACAGACCGUUGUGUUCCAGUUCCUUUUCCAGAACUUUUUGUAGUCCGUCGACUCCUUGCUAGUAGUCAUAUGUUAUGUAGUAGAGAAUGUACAUCAGUAAAAUCAUUUCACUUUGUUGCACCAUGCUGAGAGGGAACAACAAUGAAGAUCUCGUCCUCUUUGGCUCAUUUGUAACCAGCUACACGAGCAGUUGCACCUUUGAAUAGUUUCAUGGUUAAAUACAGGAAACAUACCGUAUCGCGAAAGGUAAAAGAAAGUAUGGUCACGACUUGAGCGGUUUUUGUUUGCCCUCCCCGCGGGCCGCCCGACCUCCGGCCAACGCUGGGGACGGACCCCGCCGCACUCCCGCUUGGUCCGACGUGCUCAGUCUGCUACUGCCGGUUCUUGCGAGAAAAGGCACUUACAAGUCGGGAU